CUACCUGAUGCAGUUGCGUUGUUGGGUCGUGCACUGGCCGUACGCGAACAGACUAAAGUCUUAGUACUGUAGCAGCGAGCUGAGGCUGUGUCAGCGCGACGUGCAUCAUGUCUCAGCAGCGCAAAGUACCUAUUUACUUGACAUUCCAAUGCUGAUAUCGCCUGCACACCGAUCUUACCGAUCUUGAACAGGCUGCCUCUCCAUCGCGCUUCUUCUUGUUCUACCUCUGAAGUACACCCGCCAGCUGAUCACUAACAAGGUUGAGAAGCCCACAUUCGCUUGUUACAAAGCUGCAGCAUACAGCAUAUCGCGAUGAGCGCAAAGCACAACCUCCACAUCGCCGCUUCGAUACCACCGCAUCUUACACCCGCAGAGGUCAUUGCUGCCCUUCACGACCAUAACACAGCACUCACUCUCCAAGCCCUAACGACUGGGCAUGAGAAGCUGUCGAACACCGCACCAGAAACGCUGAAAGACACAUACUGGUACCCGACCGACCUAAAUCCAGUCCACACAUACAGCGUUACCGAGUGCGUCACCGUCUUACCCGGCAUUGGACAGUGGGGAAAGAAGAACAUCACCUUCCCCAGCUGCUUCCAGAACAUACCCACUGGCAUUAAGUCGCGUGCAGACGUAUCUGGUGUAACAUUGCGCGCAGACUACCGUAUCAUAAAGGGCGGCGCAGACGGCGAAGUUGAUGGCGAAGGCCAGGGCAUUGGCGACGCUGAGUGGGUGCUGGUCGAAGAUGCUGAGGUCAGCUGCUCGUGGUGGCUGAUGCCGUUUGUGAAGGGCAAGAUGGAGCAGGCGCACCGCGACUUAUGUCGCAAAAUUAUCGAGAAAGUGGAGAUGCAGAAACGACAAGACGACCUUGCGAACUCUGUCGGGAGAGGGCAAGAGCUGUCGCGAGGGCAUGCAAUCAGUGCGAAUGCGGCGCGAGUUGAGGCUGACGCGAACGAGUCGCAGAGAGUGGAGCUGCCUGCACCAGGCUCACAGAAGAUUUUCUACGGCUGAGGACGUAUCCUGAUCAAUGUCACGAACCUUAGACAGGAUCAUAGGUGUUGCAUGCAUUGUCUUGUCGGCUUUGCCGAGCUUGCAGCCACACCUAAUUGUCAUGUCGCUCCAACCCCACCAUGACAACAACGCAGCCCAGAAAAUCGUACGCUUCGCUGCACUAUCAGCCCUCCAGACUACUGUGCCGUAUACAGAUAACCACCUUCGAUCCGUAGCUGGUAGCUACAGACUAUCGCAAUGCUCUGUAAGGUUUGUUUAGGUUCCUUUACGUGCGCGCCUCAAUUGCAC
This is a messenger RNA of Macroventuria anomochaeta, 1299 nucleotides long. RefSeq lists its product as uncharacterized. Lineage: Eukaryota; Fungi; Ascomycota; Dothideomycetes; Pleosporales; Didymellaceae. Bases 313 to 1011 code for a protein of 232 amino acids. The record is from RefSeq and is a predicted model, not a curated record. The transcript has a single exon.